UAAACAAUAUAGAAUAGAAAGAUUGUUAGUUGUAAAGUGGAAUGAGUGAGAUAGCAAGAGAUUUGUCAAAAAAAAGUUAAAAAAAGGAGAGGGAGAGGCUUGCUGAUCAACUCUGCCACAGCCAUCGCCGUAAUAUUCACGACCAGGCAAAGCUCCCGCGCCCGCCGCCUCUCCUCUUACCGCUGGUCCAUCCCCUAUCAUACACUACAGAAAAUCUCCCUACACCUGAUAUAGCUAGAUCUCUCUUUCAACAGAAUCCAUCCCCUAUUAUAGGCUUGGCCUGUCCUGGUCAUAGAUUUAGUGCGUGUGACUUGAGGUUAUUAUUUUGAUAGAUUAAUGUUUUAUGUCUUAGGUUACUGGUCUGAUCAAGGCAAUAAAACUGGGGGUUUAUUUUGAUGCCUUGUAAAAAGUUCUCUUUUCUCUGGGUUUGUGAGAGAUGGGACUAAACCUGAACAGAUACAAUCUGGUGUUUCUUUCUUGUUGGUCAUUACUGGAUAUACUUACAGAAUCCUUUUCUUGAAAUCUCUCUAUAGUCUCAGUUCCAGAUUGAGACUUCUUCUUUGCGGGCUUUGUCUUUUCUUGACACCCGUACACACGUUUCUGUUUCUUACAUAAAAAGAAGGUGAUCUUUCUAUUAACCUUAUUUAGAAAAGGAGGGGGGUUACAAAUCUUGGAGGAUUUGAGCGAGGUUUGGUGGGAUAUUGAGCUCCUGAUUUCGAAUCUAGCGUGGCUUGUUCAAUAUUUAUGACUAUGGUUGUUUUUGGAUAGCAGAUACGCAUGCACAAGUAAGUACAAUCACCGUGGUUUUACACUGUGGACAUUCGAUUCUCAGAAGCCAAAAGCAGACACGUUUGGUUUGCUUUACUCACUUCUCUAUAUCUGAAGAAAUUGCCAUCCUUCUCUACAGUUUAGUCUCAAAACCUGCAUGCACCAACAAAGCCAAAAUAACCCAAUUCAUCUCUCAGCAAAUAUUUAUCAGGCGCAAAAUCAAGAAGAAACAUAAAAGAUUAGGUUUUUAGAGCGAUGCAAAGAAAGAUGCAGGGAGGGAGUGAGGAUGUGAAGCCAAAUCAAGAAAGAAGAUUGAAAUCGACUCAAGGAGAUGAUAAGCAGCAGCAGCCGCAAAAAUGCCCUCGCUGUGAAUCUCUGAAUACCAAGUUUUGUUAUUACAACAAUUACAGUCUAUCUCAGCCUCGAUACUUUUGCAAGACUUGUAGAAGGUAUUGGACUCUUGGUGGUACCAUGAGGAAUGUUCCUGUAGGAGGUGGUUGCCGAAAAGGAAAGCGCGCAAAAACAUCAUCUUCUAGUUCUGGCGAGGACUCGCGGUUACAGCAACAGCUACAGCAACAAUCACAACUUUUGCAGCAUAACUUGGCAAACCCGCAAAAUAUCCUUGCUACCACUAAUUCAGGUAAUUCUGUAAGUCCUGCUUCGAGGACCAAAGAAUCAGGGAAUUUGGUUUCACCUCCUCCUGGGAUGUCUUCAAUGGGGUCUUAUUUUCCUGGUGAUGGAUUCUUGACUUCUUUAGAAGCAAUUCAGUCCUUGAAUAAUAACCAACCACCAAUACAGUCUUUCUCUUUUCAGCCUCUAAAUCAACCUGUCAAUCUUUGUGGUGAUUUAGGAGAUACUUCAAAUUUGGGUCUUUUGCAUGGUUUCAGUGCAGUUCCUGCUUUCGGGUCACAAAAUCAACAGCAAAGGCAAUUCUACCAUGUGGAUAAUAGAGGUAAUAAGAGCGUUGAACUUUCUUCUUAUCCACAUGAUCAAGAGAGCUUGAUUCAAUCAAGCAGGCCAGCUGCCACAUCCUCUCAUCAACAGCAAAAUUGGCAUCGGGGUUUUAUAAGCAAUAGCAACCCUACUGUCUCUGAUACUGUUUUGUGGAGCAUAAGCACCAGCACCACCAUAGGGCACCCUAACAGUAACAUCAACACCGGUACUGCUGGCUCCGCAUCCUUGAACCCAGAUCAAUGGCAUCAUGAUCUGCCGGGAAAUGGACCUCCAUCAUGAUGUCUAUAUAGCUUGUUUAGCUAUUCUUGUAGGUCUCCGUCAAGACUCCAAUGAAACAGGCGGCAUGACUCCAAGGCAUUAAUUCUUUGCUUUUUGUAAGCAUGAAAACCAAAGGGUCUCUUUUUCUUGUUUCCCUUUACCUUGGCAUAAUGAUAGUGGUAUAUGCAUCAUGGUUCAUUACGGGACAUAAAUAUCAAGACAGAAUAUAAUUGUGAUGUGGUGUAAAUGGAAGAGCAGGGGCAGUAGCCUUUUAUGCUUAUAUUACAGUGAAUUUCUGCGUUGCUGUGUAGGAACCUUGAUUAAAGAUAUAAUAUGCUUGUAAAAGCUUUUGUUUUCUCCU
Molecule: messenger RNA, 2341 nt
Organism: Populus euphratica (Euphrates poplar)
Lineage: Eukaryota; Viridiplantae; Streptophyta; Magnoliopsida; Malpighiales; Salicaceae
Product: dof zinc finger protein DOF5.1-like
Exons: 1
Coding region: 1024-2001 (325 amino acids)
Biological process (GO): regulation of DNA-templated transcription
Molecular function (GO): DNA binding; DNA-binding transcription factor activity
Source: RefSeq, a predicted model, not a curated record